CUUCCUCUCGCCCCUCCCACUGUUUUCCCUUCCUCUCCUUACCCUCCCUCUCUGCCCCACAUCCACCUCCCAAACUGUCCUCUUUCUCUCCUCACACCCCCCUACCCCCUUCCUUACUUCUCCGUCCCCUCCCUUCUGUUUCUCCCCCUUUCUCUCUCUCCUCACCCUAACUCACCUCCUCCCUCUCGAUCCGUAUCUCUCUUCCACAACUAUCUCCCUCCCCAUCCCCCUCACCACUUACCCCGACCACCCCGCUCCGUCCCUUCCCUCUCUCCGCCUCCCUCUCCAUCUUUCUCCCAUACCCCUCCCUUUCUCAUCCCUCCAUAUCUUCCCCCCUACUCUCCCUUCCACCUUUACAUCACUCCUCCUCUCCACCCCUCACUGACGCCCGCUCCCCGCCCUCUCUCCCACCUUCUCCUCCCUGUUCCCUUUCUCUGUCUUUUCUCUGACCUGUCACUCCUCUGUCCGUCAGUUUCGUACCGAGUCGCUCAUCUCUGGGAAAUGAAAGUGAAAGUGAAGGGCUGGGUCGGGAGAGAGAGAGAGAGAGACAGCAAUCACAGCCUUAAGUGCAUAGAACUGCAUUCGGAGCUGCAGCGGAGACAGUUCAGUUUCCUGGAUGAUGCCACGGCUAAUUAUGCUGGAUCGUACAGAACUGAUGUGAAUCUUUUGGACUGUCUUUGCCGACAGAGGUGGGAUCAGAUGCAAAACGAGUUUGAUGGUAGGAAUAUCCCUUACUGCUUGUGUCGAUUGUUUGACCAGAUGCGGACCUCGAAGACUGGUAAAGUGAGCGCGGAGAGUUUUCUUCACUGUCUUAGGUUGAACCAUGUGAAAGCGUACGCACAGAAUGAUGCAGCGGAAUUGUUUCUCACCAUCUUUAACCUCUUACUGGAUCAGUUACAAACUCCACAUAUUGUUGAGGAGAUGAAGAGACUAUUUGAGAUUAAAGUGGAGCAGUUUGUGAAAUGUCAGUGUGAUGAAGUCACUGUAAGAGACAACAAGUUUUGGAGCCUCCCUGUACCAGUGAAAGAGACCCAGGAUGGUGAAGAUUUUACGCUGGAAGAUGGCUUGGAGAUGUUUUUCUCUUCCCAGCCAGUGAGGAGAAAUAACAGAUGCUCAAAUCACGUUUGCAAGAUGAAAAGCCCAGCACUACAGGAUGGUGCUGAAGUCAUUGGAAAGGUUAGAAGACGAAAGGAAGACAGGAUGUGGGUGGGUUUCAAGCUUAUCUCAGUCCCUGAGAUCCUGAACCUGCAUCUGAAUCGAUUCCGUGCUCCAUCAAAUCGAGGAGGUUUCAUGAGGAAGAUCUACAGUUUGGUGACGUUUCCCGAAACCCUAAACCUCAACCAGUUUCCGAUCUCAGAAAGAAGCCAGAAAUAUAGAAAUCCCCAGGAAUCUUGGCAAUACCAACUUUAUGCAGUGCUGGUUCACAUUGGGUCGGCAUCGUUCGGACAUUACAUUGUAUGUGUAAAAUCCUUCAAAGACUCCAUGUGGUAUGGACUGAAUGAUAGCAACGUGUUUCGGGUGAACUGGGCUGACAUUACACAGACCUUUGGCGGCCCUCACUCCAAAUCGAGAGAGACUGCAUACAUGCUGCUGUAUAGGAGAGUGAAGACAGAGGAUACGAUACCCCCUUCUGGUGCACAAGCUGAUGGCUUGUGAAGAACACAGCCCAAAGAUGUGCAGCCUAGGUGGAUUAGCCAUGCAAAAUUGCCUGUAGUGUUCAGGGAUGUGUAGACUAGGUGUGUUAUAGGGGAAUGGGAAUGGGUCUGGGUGGGAUGCCCUGAGGGUCAGUGUGGACUUGCUGGGCUGAAGGGCCUGUUUUCACAUUGUAGGGAUUCGAUGAUCUUCGAUGAUCUCUUAUUGAAGCAGAGUCUGAUCUUUCUCAUUUCUGUAAAGACUGCUGUCAAUAACAAUUUGCAUUUAUAUAGCAUGUUUAGUCACAGGGGCAUUCUCAAACGAAGUGGCCACCAUAUCAUAAUGUGAAAAGGUAAGUACAGCAAACUUUUUAUUGACUGGCAUCUAUAGGACUGGGAGCAUACCAGUUGAUCAAAUAUUCCAGUUGAUCAAGAGGUCAACAUAAUUAAUGUAAAAACACACACUAAGUAAUAGAAACUUUUGCUGGUUUAGUGAGGAUGCCAGUUCAUAAGGCACUGGUUAAAACAAAGUUUGCUAUAUUAAGGUGUGCCUUAAUGGAAAAGAAAGGGGCUUAGCAUGAGAAUUAGGAACGAAAUUCCAGAGCAACAAUCCUGGUAUCAAUCUGAACGCAGGCUGACAAGUGAGAAUCAGGCAUGUGUUAGCACCAAUUAGAAGAGUACAGAUAUUCUGGACAAUUGGUGAUCUACGCCCAAAGUUUUUCAAAUUGAGACCAUGUUAGAUUAGGAGCCAAUAUAAUUAUGGGGCUAAUUGCAGCAAACGAGUGCAGCAGGCUUUGGCCUGGAAUUGACAAGCUGAAAGGUAACAACCCCUAAAACUGACUCAGAGAUAGUAAGAACUGCCGAUGCUGGAGUUGAGAUAAUACAGCAUGGAGCUGGAGGAACACAGCAGGCCAGGCAGCAUCAGAGAGCAGGGAAGCUGACGUUUUGGAUCGGGACCCUUCUUCAGAAAUCUUUCGAAUUAUUUCAUCCAAGAUGUUUGUGUAGUUGCAGAUAAAUUCUGUUUUGCUCAAAAAAAUAAAACCUAAUCCCCAGUUUAAAACAUAGACAGAUUCUAAGCAAGACUACACACCUAAAACGCAUUAUCUGACCGGAGAUGUCACCUCUGGUAUACGUUGAUAAAACCUUAAUUACCUCAGGACAAAGACUGGAAAGGAAUCUGGAUUUUGCAUUUCAAUCAGUAGUCUCCUUCCUUAUUGAUUAAAGAUUCAACAAGAGGUGUCCAAGUUUGGGGUUGUUAGCUUUCAGCUAAUAAAUUUUGUGUCUUAUAUCCUCUCUCACACACUACAUGUGAGGAAGGAGCUGAGCUACUAAAGCUUGCGUUUUUCAAAUCAAACUGCUCGACUAUCACCUGGUUUCAUGUGAUUUGUGAUUUUGUCCACCAUUUCUCCUAUCCCGGCAUCUCCACAUCAUGACUUUGGCCUGAGUUGAGGUUCAGCGGAUGUGGAAGUCAUAUGAUACCAGGUUAUAGUCCCACAGGUUUUUUUUUGAAAUCACAAGUUUUUGGAGCACUGCUGCUUCAUCCGGUGAAGAGGUUUAGAGGGUGGAAGGUAGGAUACAGGCCAACAUGUCAGCACUUGUGGGCGCAGUGUUGGUCGGAUGGGGGAGGGGCGGUCUGCUGCUUCUUGCUAUGUCUUUAUGUCUUUAGACUUUGUGAUUCACAAUGGGGUUGAUUGUAUUUGACCCUGGUAAUUGGUGUUUGCUGGGAAAUAGUCAGAGAUUCGUUGGUGUGGAAGUCACGGUCACACUUUGUGUAGUUACAACAUUAAUAAAAGGGAAUUGAUGGUGCAAUGUGUUUGAAACAGGAUCUAGGUUCAUUAAGGGUGAAUGUUGAUGUGUAAGAUUCCUUCAUCAAUCAAUCACUUUGGACUGACACUAACUGCCCAGGUUGGCAUCAGUUAAAGAGUACUCCGUGAAGCUGGAUAAACUCAAGAGCUCUCCAGAAAGGAAAAGAGUUCUACUGCCCGGGAUCAAUAUUUUACCAGGAGAGGGAACUUUACUCUCUAUCUAAUACUGUGCUGUUCCUGUCCUGUUCGAUGGGAACAGUGAAGAAGAAUCUUGACUUUCCAUUUAAAAGAGUCAUAAUUAUCCUGCCAUCCAGCCCCAGUCACAAUUCCUGAGUAGUCUCCAGAUUGUCUGUACUGCAAUAGAUGUGAGUUUUGUUCAAGUCUGCUGCACUGAUUUGGUAUUUGAUCAACUUUGGACAUGCUUGCACCUUCUCCGCCUCCCAAUUCCUGAUUGGAAUACGUCAUGGCUAGAACAGAAAGACAUCAUGUCAGCCGAUGAGCAGAAAGAUUCAAUGACAACAUCAGAGUGAAACUAAAGGCUGGCCACAGUCUGAAGAAGGGCCUAGGCCCGAAACGUUAGCUUUCCUGCUCCUCUGAUGCUGCUUGGCCUGCUGUGUUCAUCCAGCUCUACACCUUGUUAUCUCUUGGCCAGAGUAGUGUUGCUUUUGGAUUCGGGAAUCAGGUCAAACCUAGAUAUUGAGGAUGAUUCUGACAAUGGGGUCUUCAGGAAGGAAGAUCAGUUGAAACACAUGGAUACUGUAUUCAUCAGAUCAUCUUCCACAAAGCAGAGGAGUAGCCAGUGCUUCUGACCAGUGGAAGAGAGAGAGAAAACGGCAGCUUCAGAAAGAAAGAAAAAGUCAUAGAAUCAUAGGAUGAUACAAUGCAUAAAAGGCCCUUCAGCCCAUCAAGUCUACACCAACCCCUGAGAAACACCGGAUCAGCAACAAUUCCCAUUUCCCAGCACUUGCCUGCAGCCUCGAAUGUUCUGAUGCACCAAGUGCCCAUCAGGUAGUUUUUAAAUGAUGUGAGGUAAUUUGCCUCUACCCUCCCAGGUAGCACAUUCCAGAUUGUCACCACCCUCUGGGUUAGAACGUUUUCCCUCACCCGCCCCACCCCUCGCUUUAUCACAAUGAUCAAAUUACCCUGUAUUCCAUAUGCAUUUGCCUUUGUGAUAAGUCUCGUCUGUGGGACCUUGUCAAAGGCUUUGCUGAAAUUCAUAUAAACUACAUCAACUGCACCACUUCCAUCACCUCCUCAAAAUAUUCACUUAAAUUUGUUGGGCAUGACCUCCCUUGCGUCUCCAAGUUGAGUUAGAUGUUCUGCUUUAGAAUUCUUUCCAACAGUUUCCCUACCACUGAUGUGAGACUCACUGGUCUGUAGCUCUCUGGCUUAUCAAAAAAAGAGAACAGGGACAGUGUCUUUAUAAGGAGAGAGAGAGGGACUGCAGUUCCAUAAAGUAGAAACCCAUCUACACGAGAAGGACAACAAAGAGACGUGAUAACCUCCCAGUCACAGAGAGAGCCCCUUAAACCUGUUUCUAUCUGUCAAAGCAGUCCUGUGAUGUGACAGGAAAGCUGGAGGGUGAUUGGUCUGUGUUCUUUCAUGUCUCUUUUAAUUGGCUGAGGAUUUCAGGAGAUGUUUAUUCCAGCUGGUGAGGACAUGUAAGAAAUUCACUUCCAAAAUGUUUAACAUUGAAAUGAAUGAAUUAAAUAAAACAGAAAUGGCUUGGUGCACAGUGAGCUACCUCCCCAGGGAGCUGGUUGAUUCUGGUAUAAUUCUCCAGGACAUUCUGCAGCAAAUGUUCACUGUUCAAGGAACUCCAGCUCUGAGCUGAGGACACAUCAGGGAGGGUGAAAGGGGUCCCUAACACCUUGUUUCAGGAACCACACACAGCCCUUAGAUUAACUGAUCGCAUUUAUUCUGUGGUCAGGGAAAGGAAGGUGUGACUGAGGUAGGAUGCAAAAUUUAGCUUUGGAGGAGCCUCGGUUAGUGGCCUUUAUUCAGUAGGAGUGAGAUGUUUGCUACUGAUAUGGAUGAGGGCACAGUCUGCAGGGACAGUGAACAAACUGACCAAAGCAUCCUGGCCCAGAGUGCUACUCAAGUGAGGGGAGUAGUAGUAGUAUUCAGGAAUAGAAUAAUUGGGAAAUAGAGACUGUGCUCGGAACAAACACAGGGUCCUGAAGGCUACAUUGCCUGCUUGCUGUUAACUCAUUUCUUCUGGACUGGAGAGCAACCUGGAGUGGGAAGGUAAAUCUAUAGACUCUAUAGCGAUGGUCCACAUAGUACCAAUGACAUUGUUAGGACUAGGAAUGAAAUUCUGUUGAGGGAUUGCAAGUAACUCAGAGCAAAAUUCAAAAGUAGAACCUCAAAGACAAUAAUCUUAGGUUUACUACCUGAGGCAUAUGUAACUUGGUGCAGAGUAAGUAUGAUGAAAGAGAUAAAUAUAUGGUUCAAAGAUUGCUGUGGGAGAAAUGGGUUGCGAUUCAUGGGGCAUUGGCUCCAGUACUGGGAAAAGGGAGAGCUGUUCCAGUGGAUGGGCCUGAUUUAACCCAUCCUAUGACUAGAAUCCUGGCAAAUUGGUUAGUUCGCGUUGUAAAUGGGGAACCUGAUAUUGAAAGAUAUGUGACAUUCUGUAAGAACUAAACUAAUUAAUGGGGGAGAGUACAAUUGAAGAGAAGUUUAAAAAAAGAAAUGAGUAGAGGUGCAGGUUUGUGAGGAAGCAAGCAACAAUCACUAACAGGAAGGGUUAAAAAAUAUAAACAUGAGUGCAGCAGAAAUUAGAACAGAGAGAGUAAUGAUGGUUAAAAAGUCAAAGCUUGAGGCUGCUUAUCGAACCACAUGCCACAUUUGUUAUAAAAUGGAUGAGUUGACAUUACAAAUAGAAAUAAAUUCUAUAAUAGUUGCUAGAGAUGAGUUUGUGGAGUGACCAACACUGUGAAUUCAAUAUUAGAGGGCAUUUGAUGUUCUCGAAAAAUAGGCUAAAAGGAAAAGGAAAAAGAGGCAGGGAAUGUUUUUAUUAAAUGAAGGUAUGAGUGCGGUGGUGACCAGUGAUAUAGAUGCAAUAGAUCGUGAUAUGGAAUCAGGUUAGGUGAAAAUAGGAAAGAGCAAGGGGAAGAAGAGGGGGUCCCAAAGUUUUGCCUCACUGUUGGACAAAGUAUAAAUCAGAGAAUAAUAAGAUGUGGAAGAAGAACAUUCUCAUGGGUAAUUUCUAUCUUCGUAUUGACAGGAACUGACAGAUCGGUAAGAGUGACAUGGAAGACAAAUUUAUACAGUGCAUCAGCGAAGGUCCUGGGGAAUCUUGUCACACAAAGAGACCUUGGAUUGCAGGCUCAUUGUUCCUUGAAAGUGGAGUAGCAGGCAGACAGGGUAGUGAAGAAGGCGUUGGGUAUGCUUGCCUUUAUUGGUCAGUGCAUUGAGUAUAGGAGUUGGGAGGUCAUGUUGAAACUGUACAGGACAUUGAUGAGGCCGCUUUUGGAAUACUGCUUUCAGUUCUGGUCCCCCUGCCAUAGGAAGGAUGUUGUGAAACUUGAAAAACAUUCAGAAAAGAUUUACAAGGAUGUUGCCAGGUUUGGAGGGUUUAGCUAUAGGGAGAGGCUGAAUAGGCUGAGGCUAUUUUCCUUGGAACAUCAGACGCUGAGGAGUGACCUUAAUAAGGUUUAUAAAAUCAUGAAGGGCAUGGAUAGGGUGAACAGUCAAGGUCUUUUCCCUUGGCUAGGGGAGUCCAAAACUAGAGGGGAUAGGCUUAAGGUGAGAGGGGAAAGAUUUGAAAGGGAUCUAAGGGGCAACAUUUUCAUGUAGAGGGUGGUGCGUUUGUGGAAUGAGCUGCCAGACAAAGUGAUGGAGGCUGGUACAAUACAACGUUUUAAAGGCAUCUGGAUGUGCAUACAAAUAGGAAGGCUUUAGAGGGAUUUCUGCCAAAUGCUGGCAAAUAGCACUAGAUAAAUUUAGGAUAUCUGGUUGGCAUGAACAAGUUGGACCGAAGGGUCUGUUUCCGUGCAGUACUGCUCUAUGUCUCUGAUUGUUUCUUCAAGUAGCACAUUGCAGAAACUACCCAGGAAUAGGCUAUUUUGGAUCUUGCAAUGUGCAAUGAGGUAGGAUUAAUAAAUGAUCUCAUAGUUAAUAAUCCUCGAGGCACAGCAACCUCAACAUGGUAGAAGUUAAAAUUCAGUUUCAGGGAGAGUGACAUGGUCUUAAACCAGGGAUGUAAAAUUAAAUAAGAACAAUUAUGGAGGUAUAAAGAAAGCAUUAUCUAAAGUGGGCUGAGAAAAUAGACUAAGGGGAAGGUCAGUGGCAGAUAUUUAAGCAUGUCUUUCAUAAUUAUCUGCAAAAAUUUAUUCCAGUCAAAAAGGGCUCAAUGGGAAGGAUAAACCUCCUGUGGUUAUCAAAGGCAGUCAAUGAGAAUAACCAAGUUAAAUAUAGGAGUGUAACUAUUGGUAAGCCUGAGGAUUGGGAAUUGUUUUUGGAAUCAAAAGAUAAUGACUAAAAAGCUAUUAAAGAGGAAGAAAAUGGACUAUUAAAAUAAAUUAUGAAGAAAUAUACAAACUUCAUGAGCUUCUGUAAGUAUUUGAAAAGAAAGAAGUUGCUAAAGUAGGCAUAGGAACUUUGGAGGAUGCAACUUGAUAUUUGAUAAAAGUGAGCAAGGAAAUGGCAGAUAUUUGGCAUCAGUUUUCAUGGUGGAGGACACUAUAAACUUCACAAAGGUAACAGAUAAGCAAGGUGCUAAUGGGAAGCAAGAUCUCAUAAUGUCCGUAAUGUGAGGGAUGAAAUAUGUGACAAAUUCAUGGGACUAAUACAUCCAAGGGUUUUAAAGGAUGUGGCUGCAGGGAUAGUGGAGGCAUUGGCCAAAAUAUUCCAGAGGUUUCCAGCAGAUUGGAAAUCGGUCAAUGUGACAGCCCUGUUCAAGGUGGAGGGAGAUAGGACAAUGACCCAGUUGUUUGAGAACAAUAACCCAGUUAACUUAACACCUGUUGUGAAAAUGCAACAGUUCUUUGUUAUAAUAGCAGGACAUUGAGAAAGGUCUGACACAAUCAAACAGCCAACAUGGUUUUGUGACAGGGAAAUCAUAUUUGACAGAUUUUGCAGGAGCAUUUUGUGAAUACAGCAGUGUUGAUAAAGGGAAACCAGUAGAUAUAAUGUAUUUGGAUUUUUGGAAGGCAACACAUAAAAGAUGACUGCACAAGAUAAGAGCUCCUGGGAUUCUGAAAGAAAUGUAUUGGUAUCAAUAGAGAAUUGGUUAACACACGGAAGAUGAGAAAGUUAGGACUGAUGGGUCUUUUUCAGGCUGGAAAGACAUAGUGGAAUACUGCAUUUGCACAAAUGGCCGGAAGUGUCAACACAAGCAGUGGAUCCCAAAAGGGCAGUGAGGUGCCACCCUCCAAUGAGACAACUAAGGAAAGGGACAUCCAGAAGGAAGACAAGACUUUGAGAACAAAGAAAAUUACAGCACAGGAACAGGCCCUUCGCCCCUGCAAGCCUGCGCCAAUCCAGAUCCUCUAACUAAACCUGACACCUAUUUUCCAAGGAUCUGUAUCCCUCUGCUCCCUGCCCAUUCAUGUAUCUGUCCAGAUACAUCUUAAAUGACACUAUUGUGCCUGUCUCUACCACCUCUGCUGGCAACGCGUUCCAGGCUCCCAUCACCCUCUGCAUAAAGAAUUUUUCACACGUCCCACUUAAAUGUUUCUGCCCUCACCUUAAAAUCAUGACCCCGAGUAAUUGAAUCCCCCAGCCUGGGAAAAAGCCUCUUGUUAUGCACCCUGUCUAUACCUCGCAUGAUUUUGUAGAUCUCAAUCAGGUCCCCCCUUAAUCUCCAUCUUUCUAAUGUAAAUAAUCCUAAUCUACUCCAUACCAUUUCUCCACCCAGUACAGCUCUACUGUUGAAGUGGUUUGUGCCUAGGAGGUGUCAAUGGUCAUGAACCACUUCAACUCCCCCUCCCACUCACUGGACAACGUCCAUCCUGGGCCUCCUUCAGUGUCACAAUGAUGCCACUGGAGGAGCAGCACCUCAUAUUCCACCUUGGGAGCCUACAACCCAAUGGUCUCAAUGUGGACUUUACUAGUUUCAAAAUCUCCCCAGCCCCAGCCUCAUCCCAUGACCAACCCUGCCUCCUUGACCUGACACAAUCUGUCUGUCUUCUCUCCCACCUAUCUGCUCCUCCCACCUCACUGAGCAAUCCCCACCACUGCCUACCUGCACUCACCUAUCACCAUCCCAUCUACCUUCCCCAGCCCCACCCUUCCUCUCUAUUUAUUUAUGAGCUCCCUUCCCCCUCCCCCAUUUCUGAAGAAGGGUCCUGACCCGAAACUUCAGGUUUCCUGCUCCUCUGAUGCUCCCCGGCCUGCUGUGUUCCUCCAGCUCCACAGUGUUAUUUCAUAACUAACAUGCAUUAUCUGCAUAAAAUGUCACCUUUUCUUUACACUGAUUGGACCCUUAGUUCUCACAGUAUGGCAACUUGAAAGAAAUUCUGAGAUUUACAUAUAUAUAUUAAUCAAUUAAAACCUUCUAAUUGAUUAAAGAUUUAACAGCAUCUUAGCUUUGUUUAGUACAUCCUCAUCUGUGGUGUGAAUCUUUGAUCUUUCACUCAUAAAUCUAUGUCUAAUACUACCUCCCUCACUAA
Molecule: messenger RNA, 10050 nt
Organism: Stegostoma tigrinum
Lineage: Eukaryota; Metazoa; Chordata; Chondrichthyes; Orectolobiformes; Stegostomatidae
Gene: usp18
Product: ubiquitin specific peptidase 18
Exons: 11
Coding region: 502-1656 (384 amino acids)
Biological process (GO): protein deubiquitination
Cellular component (GO): nucleus; cytosol
Molecular function (GO): cysteine-type deubiquitinase activity; cysteine-type endopeptidase activity
Source: RefSeq, a predicted model, not a curated record